AUGAUCUGUCAGUGGUUACAUCUGACUAGGCUGUCGCUGCUGCUGCUGCUGCUAGUGGUAGUCGCGCCGUUCAGCGCAGCCAAAUCGGAUGGACCGAAGAUAGCUUUGAAGGAGCUCACCACCGAGCCCAGAUCGCCGUUCUAUUUCGAGAAUUCUGACACCGUGCUUUUUCUGAGCCCGGCGACCGGCGAGGUUUAUCAAUCGUUCGAUGGCGGCGUGGAGUGGAAAGUGGUUGGCGGCAAUGAUGAUGAUGACGACGACGACGGAGGGUUAGAUAUGAAGAAUGCCGCUAUAAUGAUUCAGCCACACCCAUUUGAUAAUAAAAAGGCUUAUAUUUUGGGCCGUCAUGGAACUCACUGGGUUACGACAGAUCAGGGUAGAACAUGGAGUCCGUUCUCGAUCCCUGCGGGACCGUCGAUGUUCAAUGAGCCACUUAAGUUUCAUGGCGGUGACUCCUCGAAGGUCAUCUUUCAGGGGGAACGGUGCUCGGCUUUCCGGUGUAUGGAGACUGCAUAUGUCACUCUAGACGAUUUCGAGACUGUCUCACCACUUCGCGAUAAUGCCAGAGGUUGUUUAUGGGCUGUUGGAACGCCGGCAUUCGCGGAUUCGGUGGCCGAUAUCGAUGAUGAAAUUGGCAAUCGCGUCUUUUGUAUUGCCCAUGGACUCAAAAAUCCCUUUGCUUCCGCGUACCGUCUUGUCUACUCGGAUGAGUUCUUCGAGGAUGAUGAAGAUGGGAUUGAAGUGAAGCUCAAUGAUGGACGGCCUGUGGCGGGUAUCAUCAACGCGGCUUCGCGCACCAAGUAUAUCGUUGUUGCAGCCAAAUCUCAGGGCACGGAUGAGUUGGCGAUGUUUGUGACCGAUGACGCAAUGGUGUGGCAUCGCGCGGAGUUUGGAAACCACAAAAUCGAAGAAGACGCGUAUACGGUACUGGAAGGGACAAACUAUAGCAUCCAGGUGGAUGUUAUGAAUACUGAACGACCGGUGAAUAUGGGUGUGCUCUUCACGUCGAAUUCUAAUGGCACUUACUUCACGCGCAACAUCGAGCACACGAAUCGUGACAUGUCUGGAUUGGUGGAUUUUGAAAAAAUCGCCGGCGUCCAGGGUAUUGUGUUGGUCAAUGUUGUGGAUAACUGGGAGGAAAUCGAGGGUCUCACCAGCAGGGAUAGAAAGGUUGUCAGUAAAAUUAGUUUCGAUGACGGACGCACAUUUCAGUCUCUGAAAGUGAACGAUGAGGAUCUGCACUUGCAUUCUGUGACCGCAUUCGAAAACAUUGGCCGAGUUUUCUCCAGUCCUGCCCCGGGUAUUGUUAUGGGGGUUGGUAAUACUGGCAGUUACUUGAAGAACUACGUGAGCGAUGGCGACCUUUACGUCUCGGAUGAUGCUGGUGUCACUUGGCGUCUGGGACUCGAGAAGCCACACAAGUACGAAAUGGGCAACAAGGGCGCUGUUGUCGCAGCUAUCCAAGACGAUGGAAAGCCCACGAACAAGAUCCAGUUUUCCAUCAACCAUGGGAAAGAGUGGGAGUCCGCUGAAUUGGAACAGGAGAUUAUCCCGUAUAUUCUGACCACCACGCCAGACUCAUCAAGUCUGAAAUUUCUUCUUAUUGGUUAUGCCGAUGAUUUUAGCAAGUGGUAUGUGUACUCAAUUGAUUUUGAGGGACUUCACGAGAGGGAGUGCAAGGACAGUGAUUUUGAAGACUGGCCUGCGCGCCUGAACGAGAAAGGGGAGCCCGGUUGUCUUAUGGGCCACGAGCAAUUCUACCGCCGGCGGAAAUCCGAUGCAAACUGCUUCAUCACGGAGAAUCUCUUCAAGACUCCUACACCUAAAUUCAAGGCCUGCAAAUGUACCGAGGAAGACUUUGAGUGCGAUUAUAACUUCGUGCGUUCCGAAGAUCGAAAGGAGUGUAUUCCUGCAUCUAUCCUUAAAGCUCCCGAAGGCACGUGUAAGAAGGACGGCGACACUUUCAAAGGUCCCUCGGGAUGGAGGCUGAUUCCUGGAAAUGCUUGCCUUCGCGAUGGAGGUGUGCAACUGGACAAAGAGAUUGAUCGCCCAUGCAAGGAUGCCGAGAAGGUACCAUCAGGCGAUGCUAAAGACAUUAGCGCGACAGUUAACUAUAUUGAUUCCGCCAAGUUUGAGGAGUUUUUCUACCUGGAAAGAGCCGGUAGCAGUCGAGGAGAAGACGAAACCAUCGUUAUGCGAACUUCGGAUGGCAAACUCUACGUGACUCAUGACCACGGCAAGACCUGGACUCACGAGCUCGCCGACGUCAAGGUGCAAGAGAUUGCGCCACAUCGCUACUUGAACGACAGGGCGUUUUUCCUGACUAACGGCCAAAAGCACUUUUUCACGAUCAACCGCGGAGAGACCUUUGAUUCAUUCAGCGCCCCCGAGGACAAGAACCCGAGCGGCCUGACGCUGACUUUUCACUCGAAGUACAAGGAUUGGAUGAUCUGGACGGGUGCUACUGAUUGCCAACAUGGCACGUGUCCAAAGACUUCCUACGUUACGAAACAUCGAGGCGAUGAUUGGGAAGUGUUACUGCGCACGGUCGAGAAGUGCGAGUUUAUGGCGCGGGAAGACCGAGGGGAAGAGAGCAAUGAUCUCAUUUUCUGCGAUCAACAUGAAGCUGAGAAUGUGAAUGGUCAACGCAUGCUGCUCACAAGUACCGAUUUCUUUGAUACCUCCGAGACGCCACUGUCCAAUAUAAUCGACUUUGCGACGAUGGCUGAAUUUAUCAUCGUAGCCACGCGUAACCCUGAAAAUGAAAAUUCGCUGAAAGUCGACGCCAGUGUUGAUGGCGUCACGUUUGCCGACGCCGAGUUUCCUGUCAAUUUGGAAGUGCCCGUGCAAUUGGCAUACACGGUUCUGGACAGUUCUACACAUUCGGUCUUCUUGCAUGUGACGGUCAACAACGAGAUGGACCAGUCCUACGGUUCGCUCAUCAAGAGCAAUAGCAACGGUACCUCUUACGUACUGAGCAUCAAUGGCGUCAAUCGCAACAACGGCGGCUAUGUGGACUUUGAGAAGAUGCAGGGUCUGGAAGGCGUAGCCAUGGUCAACGUUGUCAGCAAUACCGAGGAUGUCGAAAGGGGAAGCGAGAAGAAGUUGAAAAGCAUGAUCACACACAACGAUGGUGCGCAGUGGACUCUUUUGUCGCCCCCAUCCAAGGAUUCCGAGGGUAAAAGCUACAGCUGUGGCUCGGAUGGCAAGGCAACUGAGAAAUGCUCUCUACAUCUUCACGGAUACACGGAAAGAAGGGAUCCUCGCGACACCUUUGCAUCUGUAUCGGCAAUCGGCCUCGUGUUUGGCGUUGGGAAUGUCGGCGAGUCACUAAGCAGCAAAUCCGAUAGCAAUACAUUUUUCAGUCGAGAUGGCGGCAUCAGCUGGAAAGAGGUCAAGAAGGGUAACUACAUGUGGAAAUUCGGCGAUCAGGGGUCUAUCCUGGUUCUCGCCGAAGAACUCAAACCUACGCGCGUGAUCUAUUUCAGCAUGGACGAGGGAGACACGUGGGAGGAAUACCAGUUUUCAGACAAAGAGGUUGCAGUGCAGAGCCUUUCGACUGUACCAUCGGAUACGUCGAAGAAUUUCUUGCUAUGGGGUAAAGAGACAAGCUCUGGCAAGCUUGUCACUGUGAAUUUGGACUUUAGUGGAUUGCGUGACCGAACGUGCAAUCUGGAUGAAGACUCCGGCGAGGGUGAGGAUUACUAUCUGUGGGAGCCCAAACAUCCGCUCCAGGAAGGGAACUGUCUGUUUGGCCAUGUGGAGCAGUAUCAUCGCAAGAAGCCGUCGUCGCAUUGCUGGAAUGACUGGUCUGAGGUGCAUGUACAUCGAAUUUCACACAACUGUACUUGCACUCGCGAAGACUUUGAGUGUGACUACAACUAUGAACUCCAAACCGAUGGAAGGUGUGCAUUAGUGCCAGGUCUUCCUAAACCAAACGCAAUCGACUAUUGCAAACAAAACCCAGAUGCUGUGGAGUACUGGGAACCAACCGGAUACCGACGCAUUCCACUUACCACAUGUAUUGGUGGUGCCAACCUAGAUCGCUUAGUAUUACAUCCCUGCCCGAACCACGAAGAAGAAUACGAACGUAAACACGGGGUUAGCGGCGUUGUCAUCUUCUUUGCUAUAGUCAUUCCAUUCGCUCUAGCAGCGGCCGCAGGAUACUGGGUGUAUACACGCUGGGAUGGGAAAUUCGGACAAAUCCGGCUGGGCGAAGGUGGUGGAGGAGCGAGAUCGUCAUCGUUCACAGCAAACGGUUCGCCGUUUAUUGCGGUACCAGUGGCGAUUAUCGCGGGCGCAGUUGCUGCUGUUAAAGUGCUGCCAUUGCUGGGUAUGAGUCUCUGGCGGAAUGUCAGCGGAUAUGUACGUUUACCCGGUCGCGGGGGACCGCGUCCGUAUGCGACGAGGGGCGCGUUUGCAGCUCGGAGGGACGAUUAUACUAAUAUCAUGGAGGAUGAGGAUGAGUUGUUGGGCGAUGAUGAGUUUGAGGAUGAAGAGGAGGAGGCGUGA
This is a messenger RNA of Talaromyces atroroseus, 4512 nucleotides long. RefSeq names its product Vacuolar protein sorting/targeting protein 10. Gene Ontology annotation, molecular function: protein binding. Gene Ontology annotation, biological process: protein targeting to vacuole; Golgi to vacuole transport; Golgi to endosome transport. NCBI's taxonomy places the organism in Eukaryota, Fungi, Ascomycota, Eurotiomycetes, Eurotiales, Trichocomaceae. The coding region runs from base 1 to 4512 and encodes 1503 amino acids. Gene Ontology annotation, cellular component: membrane; Golgi apparatus. The record is from RefSeq and is a predicted model, not a curated record. The transcript has 2 exons.